UCCGGCGCACUCCCCUCCCCCGAGCGCCGGCGGCCGGCACUGAAUGAGAAACGCCGACUGCUCGGCUGGGCGAGCGCAGCCUAGGAGCUGCGGGCGAAGCGGAGGCGACGGCCGCGGCUACACAGGAAUAAUGUAUUUGUGGCCUUGGACAUGAAGUAAUUGGACCUGUUGCUGUUGAUAUAGGAUCAGGGACUGAUGAGGGAAGCAUGGACCUAAUGAACGGGCAGGCAAGCAAUAUUAAUAUCGCAGCUACUGUUUCCGAGAAAAGUAGCAGCUCUGAGUCGCUAAGUGAGAAGGGCUCCGAAUUGAAGAAAAGCUUUGAUGCUGUGGUGUUUGAUGUUCUUAAGGUUACGCCGGAAGAAUACGCGGGUCAGAUAACACUAAUGGAUGUGCCAGUGUUUAAAGCUAUUCAGCCAGAUGAACUCUCAAGUUGUGGAUGGAAUAAAAAAGAAAAAUAUAGUUCUGCACCGAAUGCAGUUGCUUUCACGAGAAGAUUUAAUCAUGUAAGCUUUUGGGUUGUUAGAGAAAUUCUCCAUGCUCAGACAUUGAAAAGAAGAGCAGAAGUCCUGAGCCACUAUAUUAAAACUGCUAAGAAACUGUAUGAGCUUAAUAACCUUCAUGCACUUAUGGCUGUGGUUUCCGGCUUACAGAGUGCACCGAUUUUCAGGUUGACUAAGACAUGGGCGUUAUUAAGUCGAAAAGACAAAACUACCUUUGAAAAAUUAGAAUAUGUAAUGAGUAAAGAAGAUAACUACAAAAGACUCAGAGACUAUAUAAGUAGCUUAAAGAUGACACCUUGCAUUCCUUAUCUAGGCAUCUACCUGUCGGACUUGACGUACAUUGACUCGGCGUACCCAUCCACAGGCAGCAUUCUAGAAAAUGAGCAAAGGUCAAAUUUGAUGAAUAACAUUCUUCGAAUAAUUUCUGACCUACAGCAGUCCUGUGACUAUGAUAUUCCCAUGUUGCCUCAUGUCCAGAAAUACCUGAAUUCCGUUCAGUAUAUAGAAGAACUACAAAAGUUUGUGGAAGACGAUAAUUACAAGCUCUCAUUAAAGAUAGAACCAGGGACAAGUACGCCACGUUCAGCUGCUUCCAGAGAAGACCUAGUAGGUCCUGAAGUGGGAGCCUCCCCGCAGAGCGGGGGGAAGAGCAGCGCUGCUGAGGGGGCCUUCCUGCCACAGACGCCCCCGUCCCCUCGGAACCUGAUUCCACACGGACACAGGAAGUGCCAUAGCUUGGGUUACAAUUUCAUUCAUAAGAUGAACACCGCAGAGUUUAAGAGUGCGACAUUCCCAAACGCAGGCCCGCGGCACCUGCUGGAUGACAGCGUCAUGGAGCCGCAUGCACCAUCGCGAGGCCAGGCUGAGAGCUCCACGCUUUCCAGUGGAAUAUCCAUAGGGAGUAGUGAUGGCUCUGAACUAAGUGAAGAGACCUCAUGGCCGGCUUUUGAAAGGAACAGAUUAUACCAUUCUCUCGGCCCGGUGACAAGAGUGCCACGAAAUGGCCAUCGAAGCCACACGAAGGCCAGCAGUUCUGCGGAGUCGGAAGACUUGGCGGUGCACUUGUACCCGGGAGCUGUCACUAUUCAAGGUGUCCUCAGAAGAAAAACUUUGUUAAAAGAAGGCAAAAAACCCACAGUAGCGUCUUGGACAAAGUACUGGGCAGCCUUGUGUGGAACACAGCUUUUUUACUAUGCUGCCAAAUCUCUGAAGGCUACAGAAAGAAAACAUUUCAAGUCAACGUCAAAUAAGAAUGUGUCUGUGGUGGGGUGGAUGGUGAUGAUGGCCGACGAUGCAGAGCAUCCAGACCUCUUCCUGCUGACUGACUCCGAGAAAGGAAAUUCCUACAAGUUUCAAGCCGGCAGCAGGAUGAAUGCGAUGCUGUGGUUUAAACACUUGAGUGCGGCCUGCCAGAGCAACAAACAGCAGGUUCCUACAAACUUGAUGACAUUUGAGUAAAAGCCGGAGAAAGAGGAAGUGUACCGUUGUUCCUGCAUGGAGCAUGGACCUGCUGCGAGCACCAGCCGCACCAUACUGUGCCAGGAAGAGCCCCCAGGCUCCAGCCCAGCCUCCGGAGCUCAGAACCAAAAGCACUAAUUUCAGGGAAUGAAGUGAGAUGUUCCCAGAGAACAAAUUGGAGUUGCAAAACAAACUGCCAUGAACUGCGCUUCUAUCUCGGAACUGACCUGUGGAAACCACUGCCUUAACAGAGUGAGAGGAGAACCCCACCACACAGUGCGUGUGAAUCUCCGGUGGUGCUGGGCUUGGAAUAAAUUGUAGCUACUUUGCGUUUCUUUUAACUUUGUACUAAUUUUGGAGGGGAAACCAUCUUUUUUUAAAUACACUUUAAAAAGGAAAACCCUUUCUAAUGGAUUCCAUCCAGAGCUGUUUUAGGUGCAGUGAGAAGAACCUGGGAGGAGCAGGCCAACGGCCCACCACAGGGUCUGCUCAGCCUCUGCUCCUGGCUUCCUCAUUUCUCCACAGCAAGACGUGGGAGUUGGAUGAUGGCAGUGGAAGCUGUGGGGGUGUAUUUGGGAUAUGGUUGCUUUAUUGGGGUGAGGGGUGUGUUUAAACUCUACACUUCGGAAUUGAGUGCUAGAAGGAGAAGGUGACCUCCUGAAGGAGGUGCAGAGGCCAAGCGUUCCCACGCAGCAAGCUCCAGAAAACACCUUGUUUCUCUCUGCUUUACCUUCUGUUGAAUUCACUGUUGGGCCACAAGUCUGCAUAGAAAAUGAUAAUCCCAAGCUGAGGUUUCUGUAGAUUUUUCUCAAGUCAAGUGGAGUCUCCAGCUACAGGUGUUCGUCGUUGUGGUGAAGACCCUGGUAUUCACCAGGGUCUCGCCCUUUGCAGUGUUUAAGGUGCAUUAUGCCAGACUUUUUAUUAAAUUUGUUUUUGUUCAGUAUGAGGUUCAAGACCAUACUUGUUUAAAAGAUUCUUCAUAUGUAUGUAUUUUAUUGUGAGACAAAACAGUUUUAAGAAGAAUAAAGGCAAAGUUUGCAGCUCUAGGAGUUAAAAAUAUAAAACCAUUUCUCUGUAUGACUUCCCAAGAUGUACCAGAGCAUUUUUAGAAAGCUUACUAUCGGUCCCCAACCUGAAGCUAUAUUUUGUUAUAACUGGCCAAGCAGUUUUGAGAGUGCUUUCCUAGGCGAUAACGCAUUUAAUUUUUAAGGUAAUGGCUCCACGUUCAGAGGUCUUGGCUUACACCUCCAAAGCAAAUUGUUCUUUCUUUGAGUCACACAUAAAAUUUCUCACAUUUGUAUUCUUAAAGAAUUGUGUACUUUUUAUCAGAACUAUUAUAUCAAGUCCACUGAGCUUAAUUAGAAAAUACUGUGUGUACAAUAAUUUGGCUAAAUAAUUAGCUAAAAAAGAGAUCAGUUCAGGAGAAAGUGAAGAGCCUUUUCUGAGUGUUUCUAAUUUAAAUAAUUCAAAUGUAUUUGUUAUGUGACAGAAAUACAUUAUUUGGUGUUUCAUUGACAAGCAGGGGAAGGCACACAUCGCCUGUAUGGAAUGAUUUUUCAUAUAAUGGUCUAAGCUUAAUCCAUGUUGGGUAUACACAGACAAACAUUACUGAGUAGCCAGCAGUAUUAUAAUGUAGACUUUGUACAUCUUACUUUGUUUUGAAUCUUUUUAGCAAUAUCUUAGUUUAUUUUGCUCCUGAAAUGUUUUAAAUAGUGUACUGCUGUUUUUGAGAUACUGUGAAUGAGAACCCUGUGACUUAUUACUACUUUAUCAGAGUAAGCUAAGCCGUGACGUUGUAAGUGAAUCGCGUCUGUGGAGAUGGGCAGCUAGCACAGGCCAGCCUCACAGUUUUGCCAGAGAGAAAGCACAGAGGGGGAAGACAUGUUUGCUGCAUCCAGCUCUCGACACUUACGGGUGUGUAGGGGGAGAACCACGUUCAGAUUUGAUUAGCCAGUCUGUGUUAGCACUGUGGCCUCUGGCUGACUGAAACUAUUUUUCUACCUUAAAAUUUGCUUUAAACAUCAGCUGUUGUUUCUUAGGAUGAUUUUAGAAACUGUGAGAGAUGAGUGACAUAGAAUAGCUUGAGUUUUUUGAUCUAUAAUUCACAAAAUGGUAGCAGAUUAUAAUUGAAGCAGAGAAAACAUUGCCAAACUAUAUUAAAUAUUUGAGUACUUUAUUUGUUGGAGAAUGAAUCCUAUUACACAAUCUUAUUACACUCAGUUGUAAAGUGACUCACAGGCUCAUUUUCAUGAACAUUAAAGCUCAUUCGUUUCUCUCCUAGCCAGGGAGAGCUCUUUAGAAAUUCAUUUAAAGCAUAUACUUCAGCUGGUGUAUAAGCAGACUGAAUGGGGUGUUGGAGACUUGGUGCAGUGGUGUGCAGUGCUAGCCUUGUCUCGUCUGACAGCGUACUUUUCUUCAGUCCGUCUUCCGAGUGUACCUGUGGAGCGACCGCAGAAUGCCCGGGCCCUGUUUGCGCUUCACGUGCUUAUUUUCAAAAUAAUUUCGCUAGAGUGUCUAUGCUGUAAGGGUCAAAAGAGAAUUGAUGGGAUACAUCGUUUUGGUUUUGUUCAGUGUGUAUUUGUGUAAACAAUUCAAAGGAGGACCCAGUUCGGGAGUACCUCUCUCCUCGGCAUGUUUCUGUGGCAGUCACUGUAUGAGCAGAACCACCUUCUUCAUAGUCGGCUGCUCUUGGGCCUCGCUGUCAUAGUCAGGGUGAUGACAGCUGCAGAGCUUUGAUGAUGGGCUUUGUUUCCUCUGCCAGGUUUAUAAAGAAGCCCAACAAGCAGUGUGGUUAUCUGGGAGGAAUGGAGUCACACUUAGACCCCUCCGUAGCUAAGAUGGGUCCCUGUGAGUGCAGCUUCGUCAGCCUCUGGGGAUUAUGAGCAUUUAGCUAUCCAAAUGACUUUAGCAGAAAGUCUUUUCCUGAGGUUAAAUCUGUUAAUUACAUACUCUUAAAACUGAGGCACUGUAUUGCUUGGAGAUGAGUACUAAUAGACUUAAUUCAUUGGCUUUUUAAGAGAACAUACCUUUUGUUGGUACCCUCCUGUCAUGGAGGCACUUUCCUUUCUGACUGGGUUUUUGAGCCAUCCUGUUACCGUCUGCAAACAAAGAGGUACCAGUGUGGCUUAAUGGAAGAUAAGCGUUAAUUUAAAAAAUCCUCUGCCCCCACGACUUUGAAAAGAAUUAUAUCCUUUUGAAAAUGAAGCUGAACUUGAUUGUGCCGGAGCCCCAGCAGUAGUGCUGUGAGAACAAGGGAGCCCGUGGUGGGCGUGUCUGACUUUAGCCUUCUCUUAGGGCUUGCGCUCAUUUUCUCUUCUUUUGUAUUAUUUCCUUUACCAUCCUGAUUUUACAGCCAGAAAGGUGUUGCUUUUUUUCUAAGCCUUUGAGACACAAAAACAUUGAUGUUAAGUGGUUUUGAUGAUAAAUUACAUGUGAACCUUUUCAAAAUGAUUUAAGUACCUUUUGGCUUUGCUUCCCUAAAAAUGGCUUGUGUCUAAAGUGACUUCAGUUUGAGAGUUCUACAGAAGAGAUGCAUAGACUCCAGCUUUGCAGCUCAGUGAAGGCAAUUGCACUACCCUCUUCCCAGUCAUAGUGUGGAGAACAUUGGGUCAGUGCCUUAUCAAUUCGGAAACCAGUUUUAGGGCAUUGAAGACGGCUAUAAUCAUCUGCCCUCUUAAUCCUCUGGCUUAAGGGGUGUGCCAUCCCUCUCUUCACCCACAGUUUCACAGCAGCCUGAAGAUGACUGCGCAGACAUCUGGCUACUGCAGUCCUCCUAUUGUAAUUCUUUUGCAGAUAAGCCCCCUCCCUGCUGCUGUCUUGUCUGAGUAGGUUAAUCAUAAAUACACUCGCAUGAGCCUUUUGAUGGGCACUCUGAGUGCCGGCUCUGAAGAACUAACUCCAUCUGAGUAUGUUUGAAUUUUGAGUUGUUUUGAGCUUAGGCUUAGUGACAAAGGCUGUUGGGGAAAUCCCUAACAGAGUAAGAUGCAUGCAGAAGGAGUUGUUUCGGUUUUACUAAAACUACUGAAAUACUUGGUAACAAUCCCUUCAGCCAGAAAUGAAAUGUAUUUCAGUGACCUAUUUUAGACAGAAUGAACGAGCAGUCCCUUACCCUGCUGGUUAUUGCUUACUUGAAAAUACACAAGAAAGAGACAGUGCUAUUAAUAAAUCAGGCAAGAGAAACCUAAAGCUAGGUUUCUCAGCCAAAGCAAAGUUUGGAAACAUUUUGCUUAGGAAGUUAGAAGGCCAGGAGAUACUGUUGUCUGAGUAGAAAUGCUGUUUUCAGAAUCCUUGGAGAGUAGUAGACACCGACACACAUGGUCUUUGGAGCCCGUGAAAGGGUUAGCAGGUCCUUGGCGGUUUUUAGCAAAAUUUAAAAUCUGAUUCCAGCCAGUUGGUCUACAAAAUAGAGUUAAAGGAAUUCAUGGAGUGCUUGUGAGAAGGAAAGCAGAAAAUGCCAAAUAUCAGCAGGAUAUUUCAAAUUUUUAUGUCAAGUAACGAAUAUCAUGUCCCUGAAGAUGCCACCUGGUAGAACUCACAGUACAGUUUCAGGAAGUAUUGAGUUAGUGGCUGUGACUAAGAUAGCUGAUGCAGCAUGAUUGUAGAUGUCCAUUCCUUGACAACCCACUGAAGGACCUGGAACAACUGUAGGGAUAAAUAUCCAAAGCUAAUACUAAAAAAAGAGAGAAAACUUCACAAGCCAUUUUCAUCCUUUGUCUCAGUUAACGAGGUACUUAAUGAUGAAGUGUUCACUUGCACUAUGACCUCCUUGAGUGAUGUGCAACUUGGUUCCUCUCUGGUUUUGUUUCUUUUUAAUAUGCAGAAGUGAGUGUGUGAUCUUCAGUGCGUUUGCAUAAGCUAACUUAAGAUGAAUUUAAGAACAGUUUUCUGAAAUAUUUCUAUUGAAAUAAAUGACUUAAAAUUA
This is a messenger RNA of Arvicola amphibius (Eurasian water vole), 6879 nucleotides long. RefSeq names its product Ral GEF with PH domain and SH3 binding motif 2 (gene Ralgps2). Gene Ontology annotation, molecular function: guanyl-nucleotide exchange factor activity. The coding region runs from base 207 to 1958 and encodes 583 amino acids. The transcript is spliced from 20 exons. The record is from RefSeq and is a predicted model, not a curated record. Gene Ontology annotation, cellular component: plasma membrane. NCBI's taxonomy places the organism in Eukaryota, Metazoa, Chordata, Mammalia, Rodentia, Cricetidae. Gene Ontology annotation, biological process: positive regulation of GTPase activity; Ras protein signal transduction.